Messenger RNA from Salvia splendens (bonfire salvia), 2987 nucleotides. RefSeq lists its product as uncharacterized. NCBI's taxonomy places the organism in Eukaryota, Viridiplantae, Streptophyta, Magnoliopsida, Lamiales, Lamiaceae. The record is from RefSeq and is a predicted model, not a curated record. The coding region runs from base 495 to 2528 and encodes 677 amino acids. The transcript is spliced from 7 exons.
AAGUGGAAAAAAAAGAGAGGAGAAAGUGAAAAUUAGUAAUCCGUCCUCACCAUUUCUGCAGUACAUAAACCCAACCUCCAUUUCUACAAUCCGGAUCUCCUACUCCACACUAUUCUCCACCUUUUUUUUAUUAUCUACGGAGAAAUUCAAUUUCGUACAGCAUUUCCAUUUUUCUUUAUAAUAUCAUUCCAGCUGAUGAACAAUGUUUGAUCGGCGAUCAGAAGCUUUGAUCGGCGGCAAUACAUUCCCUAUCGGUACUAGCUAUGAUUUGAUUGCAAGCGCGGAGUUGCAUCUUCAAACAAUAACAUCUUCUUCCAGGAUUAUUGCCUUUGGGCUGGGCUGGUUAUUGAAAUGAGGAUUGCAUUUAGAUUGGAAUUUUGAUGCAUUCUAGUUGGAGGUUUUGUUACAUUCUUUGUUGAAUUGGUUAUACCUAUGGGUAAGCUACAAGAAGUUGCUCAGCUCAUCAGGACAGUUGAUUAAUCUGUUGAGGAGAGAUGGGGUUACCUCUAGUCUCAUCCUGUGAGACAUCUGAAAGUGAACCUAGUCCUUUAGGCACAGUUAUUUACACCAUACCGCAACUUGGUGGUGUCAAUGUGAGUGGGUUGUGUGUGGGACCUGCAAACCAAACAUUUCAGGAUUCUAGGUAUUAUUCUUUGCCAGAAUAUCGGCAGAACACCUUGAAGUCUCCCGAUGGAUUUGAGAAAAGGUUUUUUGAUGCAGCACCUGAUAGUGUUCUCGAAAAGGUACCAUUUGAGGACUCCUUAAUUACUGCAACCAGGAGGAAUGUUCAACAUCCAGUUUCAAGGGUUGUUGGUUUCAAUUGUAGUGAGAAGGAUAUAUCGGUUGAUGGAUUAGAAGGCGCACAUGGCUAUUGUCAAUCUGCUUCUUCCAAAUUGAGCCUGAAAGAAACCGAGUCCAGUGGACUUGUCAAGAAACGGAUGCUUUCUCCACUGAAUAAAAUGCUUCUCUAUCAACAAUUUGAUGGUGAUUCUUUGAAUAUUGGCAGCGGGAAUGUUCAGAUUAAUUGCCAUUCUAAUAGAGAUACAUGUGGCAUUUCUUUAGCACAAGAUAGUAAAAAAGCGAAUGUGGGCAGCAGAAGUCAUUCAAAUAUGCCAAUCUGGUCUGCAACCAAUUGUUCUGAACUACAUGAUAGGCUGUACAAAUACAGCAAAACCACUUCAAUACUAUUCACAGAUGGGCCUGUGUUGGAGGACAAGGAACUAGAUCCAUUUCCAUAUGUACCUUCAUCCAGAACUGAUUCGUUAUCCAAAUUAGGUGAGAUAGGGUCAGGGACUAAGUCAGUACCUAUAAAACCAGGGUUGUACCCUCUCUCUUUGUCACCGCUCAGGCCAAAAUUUUCCGGACAGUUAGAAUCUGUGGUCAGGUUAAAGAGCAGUAAGAAACUGGAGAUAUUGGAAAAGGUUGCAUGUUCACUUGAUGAGAGCAGGUCGGGGGUGAUAUUUUCCUCUGAAAAAGAAGAAUUCAGGAGCAAUAGAAUAUCAUGUAAAGAUAAUGACAUUCUUCAUAGAGAAGUCCAAUCUCCUUCCUCAGGAACUAGAACUGGAAAACAGUGGCCUUUCUGUCAAGAGCUUGACAGUGGAAAUUGUAAAAGAUGGGGGAAAAAUUUGCGGGGAUUUCCUGUCCGAAGGUCUUUGGUUGGGUCCUUUGAGGAGUCUCUGCUCUCUGGUCGGCUUGCAUUGGGAAGAUUUAGUCAGGACAUAGAUGGUUUCCUUGCUGUACUUGGGAUAACGGGUGGAAAUUUCUCCCCAAAGUCGCAGAAACUUCCAUUUGCAGUUACCAGUGUGGAUGGCGACAGCUAUUUAUUAUACUAUGCAUCUAUAGGACUUGCUGGUAGUUCACGUUCAAACAAGUGCAGAGGUGAAAAGAUUCUUGAUCGUUGUGAACCAUGUGAAGGAAAAAGUCGACUGCGUAUUCCUGUGAAAGGGCGCAUUCAGCUGGUCCUGAGCAAUCCCGAGAAGACACCAGUACACACCUACUUAUGUAAUUACGACUUAACUGAUAUGCCAGCUGGUACUAAGACAUUCUUGCGUCAAAGGGUGUUUCUUGCUUCCUCAGUCUCAGAUCCCGUUCAUGGUGGGGAAAUGCAAAAAAUGUUGGGCAAGAAAGAUGAAAAGAAACUGUCAGAUGGCAUUGACAACAUAAGUCAGGUUUUAGGAUGUUAUUCGUGCCAGAAUGAUGAGGUUGAUGCUUCCUGCAAAACUGAGGUAAAGUGUGAAUCUGGCUGUUCAAGGGCGAAUGCAAACGCAACUGCUGUUGGUGCUCUUCGUUAUGCUCUUCACCUGCGAUUUCUUUGUACUCUCCCCAAAAGAAGUUCAAUAUCAGUAAGGCAAGCAGAUCCUUUGGCUUCAGAAAGAAAUAAAACAGACACGCAGGAUCAUAGAAGAUUUUAUCUGUACGAUGACUUGAAGGUUGUGUUUCCUCAGCGCCAUUCAGAUGCUGAUGAGGGAAAGUUGAUCGUGGAAUACCACUUCCCCGAGGAUCCCAAGUACUUCGACAUCAGCAGCUGAAGUAUCUGUUACAGGCUACGACUAUGUUGGUAGGUAUCUUGUUGUGUUGCUGUCAUGUCAAUCUGCAACCCCAGAAACGCUACACUUGGCCGUUGUUUUGGAUCGAGAUGUUGCGAGUUCGGACGUGCAGCACACAUCUGGGGGAAUCCAAACUCGGACAUACUUCUCUAUUUUGGAACUAGUAAGAUAUGUUGAAACAAACAUCUCCCCUCCCCUCCCCUCCCCUCCCCUCCCCUUAGAUAUAAGUGCAUUUCCAUUUGAAUCAGAGUAUAAUUCAUUUCCAUUAUACCGAAUUUAAUGGAGUUAGAGGUCCACUGGGAGGAGGAGUAUAUCGUAGUAUGUUUUUUCCAUUAAUUUAUAUAAUAUUAUACAAAAUUGUAAAUGAAGCAACACCCUUUUCAAAAGACCCUUAUACAAUUUACACGAAUUUUGCUUAAAAACUUGUGUAAACCAUGUACU